Messenger RNA from Baudoinia panamericana UAMH 10762, 1656 nucleotides. RefSeq lists its product as uncharacterized. The transcript has 2 exons. The coding region runs from base 1 to 1656 and encodes 551 amino acids. NCBI's taxonomy places the organism in Eukaryota, Fungi, Ascomycota, Dothideomycetes, Mycosphaerellales, Teratosphaeriaceae. The record is from RefSeq and is a predicted model, not a curated record.
AUGCCCAACAAGCAGGUGGGAAGCAUACCAGGCCUAUUCGCAAUGCCACAGUGCCACGGUAUAACGGUCGAAGAGGCUACCAUUGACCAACUGCAACAGUACCUCAGCCAAGGUAAUUUGACAAGCCAGCAAUUGGUAGUCUGCUAUCUCCAGCGCGUAUGGCAGACUGAUGACUACAUCAACUCAGUCUUGGAGAUCAACCCGGAUUUCCUGACCAUUGCAGCACAGCUGGAUGCAGAACGGCAAGCUGGCCGAGUUCGUGGCCCGUUGCAUGGCAUUCCGUUCAUGGUCAAAGACAACAUCGCUAGCAAAGACCGCAUGCAGACGACAGCGGGAAGCUGGGCUUUAGAAGGCUCCAUAGUCCCUCGAGACGCUACUGUAAUCGCGAAGCUCCGCAGUGCUGGUGCUUUACUGUUCGGCAAGGCAACGUUGAGCGAGUGGGCUGAUAUGAGAAGUAAUAACUACUCGGAGGGGUACUCGGCCCGCGGCGGACAGUGUCGCUCGCCGUACAAUCUGACACUCAACCCGGGUGGUUCUAGCUCCGGGUCUGCGGUCGGUGUCGCAGCGAAUGUCUUCACGUUUUCGCUAGGAACAGAAACCGAUGGUAGCGUGAUCAACCCCGCGGAACGCAAUGCCAUUGUUGGUAUCAAACCUACCGUAGGCUUGACCUCCAGGGCCGGCGUUGUACCAGAGUCGGCGCACCAGGACUCGGUGGGAUGCUUUGGGAGAACAGUCCGCGACGCCACUUACUGCCUGGACGCAAUCUACGGACCUGACCCGCUCGACAACUACACACAAGCUCAGACAGGCCAUACUCCCGCUGGAGGCUACGUGCAGAUGUUGGAAGGUCGCAAUGCAUUGGCAGGCGCCACGUUCGGAAUCCCGUGGAACAGCUUCUGGAUAUACGCGGAUGAUGAACAGCAAGCUAUCUUGCUAUCAAUCAUCGAUCUGGUGCGGUCUGCCGGGGCCACGGUUAUAAACGGCACGGAGCUGCCAAAUGCUGACGUGAUCGUUUCGCCAGCCGGAUGGAAUUGGGAUUACGGUACUACUCGUGGCUAUCCCAAUGAAAGCGAGUACACGGUCGUCAAGGUUGACUUCUACAACAACAUCAGAGCCUAUCUUUCAGAGCUCGAGAACACCAAUGUUCGUAGUCUGGAGGACAUUGUAGCCUACAAUUACGCCAACGAUGGCAGUGAAGGCGGCAAUCCAUGGCCACUAGGCAUACCUGCAUUCUACUCGGGCCAAGACGGCUUUCUUGCGAGCCUCGAGACCCAAGGCGUGAUGGAUGAGACAUAUUAUCAGGCGCUGCAGUUCUGCCAGACUACGACCCGCGAGCAAGGUGUCGAUGCCGCCCUAGCAAUGGGACUGAACGGCACGCAACUCGAUGCUUUGCUUGUGCCGCCAGACGUCGGGCAGACGUACCAGAUUGCGGCGCAGGCCGGAUACCCUGUCAUCACAAUCCCGGCUGGUGUGCAUAAUUCGACGGGCAUGCCAUUUGGUCUGGCGCUGAUGCAGACGGCUUGGCGGGAAGAUGCACUGGUUAAGUGGGCAUCUGCGAUAGAAGAUCUACAGUUUGCGAGUGGAACGCCGUACAAACGAUCGCUGCCCAACUGGUACGGCUACCUUGAACGCAACAUUCCGGUCAUCAACGCAUAA